CCGCAUGAGCUCGCCACGGGCAACAAACCCAAUCUCGCCGGGCUACCUCGCUUUGGCGCCACAGUGUGGGUACGCAUUGACCCUGCAACCAAACUCGACGUCAAGUCAAAGCGCGGCCGUUGGGUUGGUUUUGACCUGCAAAGCAAAGGUCACCGGGUCUACUGGCCGGAC
This is a messenger RNA of Postia placenta MAD-698-R-SB12, 171 nucleotides long. RefSeq lists its product as hypothetical. Lineage: Eukaryota; Fungi; Basidiomycota; Agaricomycetes; Polyporales; Adustoporiaceae. The record is from RefSeq and is a predicted model, not a curated record. The annotation marks the transcript as partial. The transcript has a single exon.